AGAGAGAGAGAGACAGAGACAGAGAGAGAGAAUGAGAGAGAGAGACUGCUUGAAUGAUCUCAUCCCUCCAGCAGCUGCAUAGCGCAGCCAGUCAAACCCGUAACUUUCUAUCAAACUUCCAAGUUGCCUGUCGGAGGGCGACACCGGGGCAUUUUCGGUUCGAACCGGAGCGAACACGUUUCCCGGAAAGGAGAGGAAAGCGUGGUGCGCAGCGUGUGUGUCGGACUUUACAGGACCUUGUUAACGAGUUGAAACAAAAAGAGGAAAAAAACCCCGCCUCGCAUUGUGUGACAUCGGAAAGCUCAAGGCAGAAAGGAGGAAAGGUGCCACUUUUACCAUGUGAGUUGUAGUAAAACAGGAUUUCUGGCACAACAAUGAGGAUAGUUUGUCCGGAAGAAGACAAGUGCGGUGGCAGUGUCGAGAAGCAGUAUGAAGGCUUGAAUGCUGAAGAGGUGGGCUUGCCCCUGCACACGUUUUUCUGCCCUUUACUUGUCGAUCCAGACAAUCAACCUGUCCAUGAAGUCGGGGAUCAGCAUCCCAUCCCAGAGGCAGCCAUGUCUCUCUGCUAAGUGCCUUUAGCAUUUUGCACUGGUGUAAUCACCAGCCUGAAGUGUCCACCAAUGGAGCGCACCGUUGGGGGUUCCAUCCCCGCCACUGAUGAAUUUUUCACCCGCCACCUCCGUAUGGUCAAUGGAGGAACUGUGCCAACCCGCACAGACAAUGUCCAUGCCACUGUGAGCACAGGAGUGCCUAAAAUGGGUGUACGGGCUCGGGUGGCUGACUGGCCCCCAAGGAAAGACAUUGCUGGGGUUGUGUGGCACUCAGCUACAGAGCCGGAGAACUCUGGCAUGCCCUCUGCUGGCAAAAGUCACAUUAAGUUAGGCUCUGUAAUGAGCCCUCAAGACUCGUCAAUGCUGCGUAACAUUCACAACACUUUGAAGAAUCGAGCUCAGGCCCAAGCCAACAACUACAGCCCUGACACCCGGUACCUAGUCCCAGGAGACUACAGAGGCCCUGCACAUAGAAACCCACGACAGAGACGGAUCCGUCAGCGCAGCAACAGUGAUAUGACUAUCAGUGAGAUGGAAGGCAGUGGAGACAGUGGAGAGGACUGGGGUCCAGCAUCGGGAGCCAAAUGGUCCCCACUCCAUCGCGAAUACGGUAGCACCUCAUCAAUAGAUCAACAUGGAGCAUCUGGAGAGAGCUUCUUUGAAAUGCUUAGGGCCUAUCAAGGGGACAAAGUGGACCAGCGUAGCCCUGCUCCAGAGAAACUGGAGGACAUGCUGAUUGUUGGGCAAAAGCAGGCCAGCUUUGAUCUUCAGGAGGAUGUCGUAGACAGCCAGACUCCUAAAGCCAGAGAUAAGCCCCCAAAGAGAAGAACUAAAUCUGAGACGGGGGGUGAGUCUAUAUUCCGUAAACUUCGGAGCGUGCGGGGUGAGUCUGACUCCCCUAAAGCAGGGUCUGACAUAGAGGACAGCCGGACGGAGGACACAGGCCCCCCUUUCAAGCCCUGGGUGUGUCAGAAAAGCUUUGCCCACUAUGAUGUUCAAAGCAUGCUGUUUGACCUCAACGAAGUUACUCAGCUGCGGCAGAUUGCAGGCAAGAGGAAAAAUACCACCACGGGGGCAUCUGCUGCUGCUGUAGCCUCGGCUACCUCCACCCUCUCGUCCACACACAGCUUGCCUUACAGCUCCCCGGGGGGUAGCCAGGAAGACCUCAGUUCUAGGGACAGUCCUGGUCUGGACACAGAGGAUGAACAGAGCAAUGAAAUUCUGCUAAGUUGCCCCUGCUUCCGCAACGAGAUAGGUGCUGAUGGCAAUGGGAGGCGCAGAAUGGGAGUAGGUGGGGCAGGGUAUCAUGGGCUUGUGGGCGGUGGAGCAGUUCACAAUGGCUCAGGGAUGCUGAGUGUGGAAGGAAACUUGUACGAAACAUCUGUGAGCACACACUGCACUAAUGCUGGAGUAGCAGUGCUAGAGGGACCAAAGGAAGGCCCCAGCAUGCUCAGCGAAAAGGGUAAACAAUACAUUGUGGAGCAUGUGGACCUGGGAGCCUACUACUACAGGAAGUUCUUCUACCUGAGGGAGCACUGGAACUAUUUUGGGAUUGACGAGGCGCUGGGACCAGUGGCAGUGAGCUUGCGCAGGGAGAAGCUGGAGGAGGAAAAGGAGCACGGCCAGCAGUAUAACUACCGUCUCAUCUUCAGAACCAGCGAGCUCACCACUCUGCGAGGUUCUGUCCUGGAGGAUGCCGUGCCUUCCACCUCUAAGCACGGCACCACCCGGGGGCUGUCCAUCAAGGAUGUACUGGAGUACGUGCUGCCUGAGCUGGAUCUGUCCUGCCUCAGACUGGCACUCAACACGCCCAAAGUCACUGAGCAGCUGAUGAAACUGGAUGAACAAGGGCUAAGUUUUCAGGUGAAGGUGGGGGUGAUGUACUGCAGAGCGGGCCAGAGCACAGAGGAGGAGAUGUACAACAACGAGAUGGCCGGUCCCGCCCUGGAAGAGUUCCUCCAACUGUUGGGGGAGAAAGUUCGCCUCAAGAGCUUCACCAAGUACAGAGCCCAGCUGGACACCAAAACGGAUUCCACGGGUACUCACUCCCUGUACACGACUUACAAGGACUAUGAGAUCAUGUUCCAUGUGUCAACUUUGCUGCCUUACACACCCAACAACAAACAACAGUUGCUGAGGAAGCGCCACAUAGGGAACGACAUUGUGACCAUUGUGUUCCAGGAGCCCGGCGCUCACCCUUUCACCCCGAAGACCAUUCGCUCUCACUUUCAACAUGUCUUCAUCAUUGUAAGGGUGCACGAUCCCUGCUCUGACAACACAUGCUACAGUGUGGCGGUCACUCGUUCCCAGGACGUUCCCUCCUUUGGUCCCCCAAUCCCCAAAGGCGUGACCUUCCCCAAGUCUACUGUCUUCAGGGACUUCCUGUUGGGCAAAGUCAUCAACGCUGAGAACGCAGCCCACAAGUCGGAUAAGUUUGGUGCCAUGGCAACGCGUACACGGCAGGAGUACCUUCGAGACUUGGCAGAGCGUCAUGUGACCAGUACUCCAGUAGAACCCACUGGGAAGUUCCCCUUCAUCUCUUUGGCGCACAAGCGACGGGAGAAGGUGCGUCCGUACAGUGGGGCGGAGCUGCGGAGCCUGGGGGCCGUCACAUGGCAGGUUCAUGCUGAAGACCAGGUAGCCUGUGCUGAACGCGAAUGCCUGUUGGCCAUUUCAAAUGACUUCAUCAUCCUGUUGGAUCAGGAGGCCAAAGCGGUCGUGUUUAACUGUGCCACACGCGAUGUGAUUGGUUGGUCAACGGGGAGCCCUGCCUCCAUGAAGAUCUACUAUGAGCGUGGUGAGAGUGUAUCACUGCGCUCCAUCAAUAACAACACAGAAGACUUUGGAGAGGUUGUCAAGAGACUGGAGCUGUUGACCAAGGGCAGUCAGACCACAGAGAUGACCCUGCGACGUAACGCCCUGGGCCAGCUGGGCUUUCAUGUCAACUUUGAGGGCAUUGUUGCCGAGGUGGAGCCCUAUGGCUAUGCUUGGCAGGCUGGGCUCAGGCAGGGCAGCCGAUUGGUGGAGAUUUGCAAAGUGUCGGUGGCCUCGCUGUCUCACGAACAGAUGAUCGACUUGCUCAGAACCUCCGUUACUGUUAAAGUGGUCAUCAUCCCUCCACAUGAGGACUCCACACCACGCAGAGGUUGCUCAGAAAUCUACCACAUGCCGCUGGUGGAUUACAAGAACCACAAGGAGGGCAUGCCCUACGAGUUAAAGUUCCCUUUCCGGCCCACCACCAACAACAACAACACCAAGUGGCCACGUACCUCGUCCAGCCCUCAAACACGCGCUGCUGGCACAGGGGGAACACUCAUCAAGGCCCCACCUUCAGACUUCAGUGACCGCAACUCUGCUGCUAUUCCCCGAAGUGUGUCCAGUGACGGACGACCCCUCAACCCCAAAAGAUACUCCCCAGGGAACGACAACUACGCUCUUGCCUGCUCCAUUGUGAUGGGUCGCACAAUGCACAACACAAACUCUCCUUCCAGCCUCCCCUGCACAGACGCCAUGAGCUCCAACCAGUGGAGGCAGAAAUCUAUGCCUGAUGGGUUUAAUAACAACAGCUGCCAGUCCCCUGUGUCAUCUUUGCGGCAGCUGGCAGGGGAGGGUGUCAAUGGAAUCAAAGGGUGCACUAGCUCUGGUGUUGGAUGGUCCCGAACUGGGGAGAGGGACAAAACCAGUCCAGACACCGUGGUUUCCAAAGGGGUGAUUCCUAGACUCCAGUCAUCAGAGCAGGGCAGCCAUCUGUCUCCAAACAAAAGCACUAAGCCGGACGCUCCAUAUUCAGCCAGCCAGUCUAGCAGCAACACACUCUCGAGCAACGCUUCCAGCUCUGCUCACAGCGACGAGAAGUGGUAUGAAGUUGGCUCACGUUCAGGAGUACGCAUCGAUCUCGAGCUCAACGGCUAUCUUCAGGGCACCUCCACUGACAGCGGCAUCGAUGCCACCUCCUUCACUGCCACACAAAGCAGCACAGCUUCCUCCACUGGUGCCUUCAGGGCCAAAGAAAAAAUCCAAAGGCAGGAUGACACAGCAGGCAGCCUGAGGGCCACAGACUCUGCACCUCCAAUCCCAGACUCUCCUGUCACCAUCGGAGGCAGUGAGAUCCCAGCAAUGAGUCCAUCUGCCUUUCCACUAGUACCUGAUAGCCAGAGUGACGCCGCCUCCCACUCCAGCACACUCAGUUCUAGCCACUCGGGGAGUCCCAUGGACCAGGGGCAAGACGAGGCGGCUGCUGCAGCCACCUCACCUACAUCACCAGGCAGCAAGAGCUUCUACCCUCGUCAAGGAGCGACCUCCAAGUACCUGAUUGGAUGGAGGAAACCUGGUGGGACAGUCAACUCUGUAGACUUUGGCAGCACUCGCAAACGGCACCAGAGUGAUGGUCUGCUGGGUGGUCAGCCGCAGCUCAGGGCCAAUCUCCGGGGUUCCCAGUCUCCUCAGCGGCACACUGCCAAGUCCAGCUUGGAAGAAGACUUGAAGAAGCUCAUCACACUUGACAGCCCGCCACCUACUACAAGUGAAGAGAAGCCGUUGUUUCCGGGUCCAGCGCCCACUCGCCGCUCCCUCCACAGAACCCUAUCAGAUGAGAGUAUUUACAGCGGGCAGAGGGAGCCGUCCUCCAGUGCACAGCGCGACACGCCUACUGACCUUCUGUUCAGCUGCUCCACCAUGCCCCGCUCACCCACCGCUCGCCAUGGACCAAGCCGGCGAACAUCACACAAAUCCCUGGGAGACCUGUCGGCCCCAGAGAGCUCAGAUCUGGAGCUGGAGAGGAAGAGGCAGCAGCUGCAGGACGCUGUCCUCAUGCCACUGCCGGACACUGAGGCAGACGGCCCGCUGGACUGGGCCCACCUGGUAGACGCCGCCAAGGCCUUUGAGGAGCAGAGGCUGGUCUUCCUUGCAGCCCAAGAGGAGAGCACCAUGACUGAGUGUGCAGCAGCCAGCAGUCCCCAGCAGGCUGAGCCUCAGGCAGCCCCGCUGAGACAGCCCUCGCCUGGAGAGACUCCGGCCUGCCUGAUGGGAAAGGUCAGCCAGCUGGAGUCGAUGGUGAAAGUGCUACAAGAGGACUUGAAGAAAGAGAAGGAUGCCAAGGUGUCACUGCAGGCUCAGAUCCAGAACCUGCGAGAAGACAACCAGCGUCUCCUGGAGGAGUCCUACAGCGCCUCAGCCAAGCUCAAGAAGUUCACAGAUUUAUGCAGUGGAUUGAUUGACAGCGCCACCUAGUGCUGACAACAUGCCCUCCAUCCAUAGCAUGCUUCAAUGCCUCAAUCUGAUCCUUAUUCUCUAUUUUAAAUCGGUACUGUUAAACAUAUGAUUACACAGUAAGAUUAUGUGUAAAUCCUGAAAUUCCAGCUACAGAGUUCUCUGUAGUGCGUAAAUCUGCUUGUAAACCAGACCUGGAAUUGGUCUGUAGAUAACCACAGAAAGUCCUUAUUUAAGCCUCAUAACUGUUCCUUUUGUACUCAGAUACUGUGCAACUGUAUAUAAGAAGAGUUUGAUAUUCAUCGGAAUUUGCACCUUCAUUCUUAUUUUGUAAGAUUAUUUUGUAUGUCUUUCUGCUUUAUUGGCUAGGAUAUAGUGGAGAAUUAAAGGCGCUAUAUGAAAGAUAAACAGGGGAGACGUAAGACAGGACAGAGACCAUGAGCCGGACUCAAGACGAAUGAGUCCCAGGCCCCUAGCACAGCAGAUCGCCCCUGCCACCUUCAUUAUGAACAUGUGUGACAGCAUGUGAUCCUUUCCAUUGAGCUGUGAUGUGUAAACAUGUUUAUAUCUAUUAAAGAUAUUUUGUUGAAUUACA
This is a messenger RNA of Cyclopterus lumpus (lumpfish), 6354 nucleotides long. Its product is annotated as signal-induced proliferation-associated 1-like protein 1. Gene Ontology annotation, molecular function: GTPase activator activity; protein binding. The record is from RefSeq and is a predicted model, not a curated record. NCBI's taxonomy places the organism in Eukaryota, Metazoa, Chordata, Actinopteri, Perciformes, Cyclopteridae. The coding region runs from base 621 to 5780 and encodes 1719 amino acids. The transcript has 23 exons. Gene Ontology annotation, cellular component: cytoplasm. Gene Ontology annotation, biological process: activation of GTPase activity; regulation of small GTPase mediated signal transduction.